Messenger RNA from Pongo pygmaeus (Bornean orangutan), 1556 nucleotides. It is a transcript of the gene CH25H, whose product is annotated as cholesterol 25-hydroxylase. Gene Ontology annotation, molecular function: iron ion binding; oxidoreductase activity. The record is from RefSeq and is a predicted model, not a curated record. Bases 204 to 1022 code for a protein of 272 amino acids. Gene Ontology annotation, biological process: lipid biosynthetic process. Lineage: Eukaryota; Metazoa; Chordata; Mammalia; Primates; Hominidae. The transcript has a single exon.
CUAAAAGCCGGUAAGAUGCGGCUAUAGAUGAGCGCAUUUACAGCAAUCAAGGGCCACUCUGCCGGGUUGCUUACUUAUUCAAGCUUCGCAUCGCCGCGAAAGGGAUGGAAAGGCAGCUGACAUCACUUGGGGCGGGGCCGCGAGUCCUGUGAAAAGUCGGUGGGACUCGAGCAGCAGCCUCAGCUGCCUUGCACAGUCUCGCCAUGAGCUGCCGCAACUGCUCCGACCCCCAGGUCCUUUGCAGCUCCGGGCAGCUGUUCCUGCAGCCCCUCUGGGACCACCUGAGGAGCUGGGAGGCCCUCCUACAGUCGCCCUUCUUCCCAGUCAUCUUCUCCAUCACCACAUACGUGGGCUUUUGCCUGCCCUUCGUAGUCCUGGAUAUCCUGUGCUCCUGGGUGCCCGCCCUGCGGCGCUACAAGAUCCACCCUGACUUCUCGCCCUCCGCGCGGCAGCUGCUACCUUGCCUGGGGCAGACCCUCUACCAGCAUGUGAUGUUUGUGUUCCCUGUGACGCUGCUGCAUUGGGUCCGCAGCCCGGCCCUCCUGCCCCAUGAAGCUCCCGAGCUGCUCCUGCUGCUGUACCACAUCCUGUUCUGCCUGCUACUCUUCGACAUGGAGUUCUUCGUGUGGCACCUGCUGCACCACAAGGUGCCCUGGCUGUACCGCACCUUCCACAAGGUGCACCACCAGAACUCGUCCUCGUUCGCGCUGGCAACGCAGUAUAUGAGCGUCUGGGAACUGUUUUCUUUGGGCUUCUUCGACAUGAUGAACGUCACGCUGCUCGGGUGCCACCCGCUCACCACCCUGACCUUCCACGUGGUCAACAUCUGGCUGUCAGUGGAGGACCACUCCGGCUACAACUUCCCUUGGUCCACUCACAGACUGGUGCCCUUCGGGUGGUACGGGGGUGUGGUGCACCACGACCUGCAUCACUCUCACUUUAACUGCAACUUCGCUCCGUACUUUACACACUGGGACAAAAUACUGGGAACACUGCGGACUGCAUCUGUCCCAGGGCGGUGAUGUGGCUGCGGUGGGUGCCCCUAAGACUCGGGACUGCUGUGCCUUUCACACUUGAAUGAAGAGAAACACCUGAGCUAUAUAUUUUUUUAAAGCAACUAACUUAUUAACCGUUGAAAACCAUAGAUAAAACCUGAUGCAUUUUUGUAAUCUGACAAAGUAAUUUACAUACUGUUUGUGUAUCAAUACAAUUUUGUGUUCUUGGUAUUCUUAGUCUAGCUCACCUCAAUAGCCUUGAAUCCUGGAUAUGAAUCAGACAUUCAUAACUGGCAUAUUUAGAGUAUCUCUAAAAGGACUUGUUUGUAGAGUAAGGAAUUUUCUAUGUUUCAAAGUGUUCUAAAACCUGGCUAAAAGAAGGUGUUUUUGUGGAUGGUGUUGACUUCUGACUCUAAAAGCAAUCAAACAUGUUUCUGCUGGAUAGUGACCAAGAUUAUAGUACCUUCUUAUAUUUUUUAUAGAACUGUAUAUUUAUUUUGAAAGAAAUGUUAUUCGUGCUUUAAAAAAGAAAAAAAAAAGAACAUGAAUCAAAUAAGUAUU